This is a messenger RNA of Paramecium sonneborni, 573 nucleotides long. The record is from the annotation of a GenBank genome assembly. NCBI's taxonomy places the organism in Eukaryota, Ciliophora, Oligohymenophorea, Peniculida, Parameciidae.
AAUUAAGGUUGUAUAACAACCUAUUACAAAAAGUAGAAAGAUUAGUGAAUAAUUGGAUAUCUAAUACUUUAAAUUUGAUCUCGGGGAUAGAAAAAGUUUAAAGAAGAAUUUAAUUAAAAGCAUCUAAUAAACCACAAAAUUUUGGCAUGAUAUUUUCAAUAAUCAAUAUUAGAUUGAUAAUUUUAAGGACACCAAUGAAAACCUUAAGUCAAAAUAUGAGAUUUUGGUUGAUAUGGUUCUGGUAUAAUUUUAGAUUCAGUUUCUUAUUGUUAUUGUUGAUCUUUGAUUUCUUCAGAGGUAUCAAAAUCGCUCAGAUUGAUUUCUUAUAAUUCAUAUUUGGGUGCCAUAUAUUCAAGAAACUGAUUGAGUUUAUUGAAGAGAAGUUAUUUUAGUUUUUUAUUAUCAAUUAGUACUUUAGGUUUUUUUUUGAUAUUGAUAUGAUUAGCUUCAUGUUCUUGAAUAAAUGAGAAAACAUUUGUAAGAUUAUGUACAGGUUCCCAAGUAUUUUCUUCAUUAGGAUAACCUUCCCAUUUAAUACAAUAUUAUAAUUCUUUAGUUUCAGGAUCAUAUCUC